AUGGCAAAAGCUCCCACCCCUCGUUGUAUCUUAAUUCGUCAUGGUCAGACUGAAUGGUCAAAGUCAGGCCAGUAUACUGGAUUAACCGACUUACCAUUAACUGACUAUGGUGUAAAACAAAUGAGAAAGACUGGAUCAGCCAUCUUUCAAAACAACUACAUAGUGCCAGAGCAUAUUACAUAUGUCUUCACUUCUCCUCGUACGCGCGCUCGUCAAACGGUUGACCUUGUUUUAGAGUCUUUGAGUGAGAAUCAAAGAAAGAACAUUAGAAUAGUUGUCGACGAAGACUUGAGGGAAUGGGAGUACGGUGACUAUGAAGGUCUUCUAACCCAUGAAAUUAUUGCUUUACGUAAGAGUCGUGGUCUUGACCAAGAUAGACCUUGGAAUAUCUGGAGAGAUGGUUGUGAGAACGGAGAGACAAGCGAACAAUUUGGCCUUCGUCUUUCUCGAGCAAUAUCGCGGAUCCAGCAUUUACACAGAAUUCACCAAAAGGAGGGAAGACCUAGUGAUAUUCUUGUAUUUGCGCACGGACACGCUUUAAGGUACUUUGCGGGCCUCUGGAUGAAACUCGGUGUUACGGCAGAUGUUCCCCCAGGUGCUAACGAUAUUCACACAUGGGACGAUGAUACCGUACCUGCAACGAAACUCACCCAGUAUUCUUUAUUGCAAGACAACCCUAACUUUCUCUUGGAUGCAGGCGGUAUUGGGGUUUUGUCAUAUUCGCACCAUAACAUCGACGAGCCUGCCUUAGCUUUGGCAGGCGCCUUUGUUUGUGAUGUUGAGGAGGAAUCGCAACACGAUGGAGUAUAG
This is a messenger RNA of Eremothecium sinecaudum, 810 nucleotides long. RefSeq names its product sedoheptulose-bisphosphatase (gene SHB17). Gene Ontology annotation, biological process: ribose phosphate biosynthetic process. The coding region runs from base 1 to 810 and encodes 269 amino acids. The transcript has a single exon. The record is from RefSeq and is a predicted model, not a curated record. Gene Ontology annotation, molecular function: sedoheptulose-bisphosphatase activity. NCBI's taxonomy places the organism in Eukaryota, Fungi, Ascomycota, Saccharomycetes, Saccharomycetales, Saccharomycetaceae.